AUGGCCGCCGACCGGCCGCGCAUCAGUGUGACCGCCUGGGGCGGCGGCCAGUCGCCGCCGGCAGAGGCGCGGCUGGCCUCUGAGCUGGCGCGGCUGGGCUUCGGCGGCGCGCCGGCUGCCGGGCCCGCUGCCGGCCGGCUGCAGGUGCCGCGCGCCGGCCGCCCGCCCGCCGCCGGGCCGCCGGGCCUCUGGUGCGACGAGGCCGAGCUGAUCCACUCGUGUGCGCUGCUCAGCCGCCUGCUGGGCAUGCCCAAGAGCUUCAGCACUGGCGACAUGGCGCAGCUGCCGGAGGAGGCGGCGCCGCGGCGCGCUGUCAGCCUGACCACGCUCCAGGAGCGGCCCGAGCUGGCGCAGCCGGCCCUCGAGCCGGCCAGCCGCUCGUGCAGCACGUGGGUGGCCGUGGGCGACCUGGGCACCAGCUCCCAGCUGCCGUCGCCGCAGAGCCGCCAGAGCGUCAGCCACGCGCCCUUCUCCGCCGCCGACCUGGUGCGCGCCGUAAACAAGAAGGUGCGGCAAAACUACAUCCGGCGACGGCUGCAGAUCACGUUCAGGGCGCUGCAGCGACUCUCUCAGAGCGAGCUGAGCCUGGAGCAGCUGCUGAGCGGAGAGCUGCUGAGCCUGGAGCAGCUGCUGAGCGGAGAGCUACCGCCCGGCUGCUGCGGCUCCGCGGCCGGCGCCGCGCCGGCAGCCGCCCGGGACAGCGCCAGCACCGCCGCCGCCACCGCCGUGGCCGCUGCCGCCGCCGCCACCGCAGCCCCGGCGGCCGCGGCGCCCCCGCGAGCCGUCACCGUGCGCCAGGUGGACCGCGAACGGGGCCAGCCGCUCACCCGGUUUCAGCGCAACAUGAUGGUAUUUAACUGGCUGCAAGCACUGGAGGACGACGGCGCAGAGCUCACCGUGGCGUAGGCGGGGCGCACACUGCUGUGAUCACUGAGCGGGACAGCGGCGCCCGGUGAGGGGACAGCGGCGCCCGGUGAGGGUAUACUCGUACAACGGCGCCCGGUGAGGGGACAGCAACGCCCGGUGAGGGGACAGCGGCGCCCGGUGACGGGACAGCGCCGCACCAAACCGAAAGCCAAACUCGACUGUGCGUUUAUGCUGGGCUCAAGGUGGAGAGGACUUCACUCCUCAGGUUGUGUGUAGAGGUGAACCGGUGGUGCUAGGGUGCUAGAGCUGAGUACAAGGUUCGAUGUGCCGCAGCGGCCGCUGGGUCCACCUCCCUACCGCGUCCCUCCUUCCUUCCUUCCUCGGUGAUGGAACUGCCGGGACUUGUCGGGGCCUGCUUGUCGCUGAAUUCUUCCAUAAUUAGGCGGUGUUUGUGCCAGACUCUUUUUAACUAUAGUGGGGAUGUUUCCUAUCGACAGCCUUUUAUAUAUGAAGUCCCUUGCAAAGGUGUCCACUGCCAUACCUGUUGAAUUUCACGUUGACACAAUCACAAGAUUGUCGAAUCUGUACCUGAGUGACGCUUACAAAUAUGACCAAUAGCUAAAAUUUCUUGAAAAAAAAUUCCAAGAAGCCAACGCAUAACUCGAGAACCAAUAGAGCUAUAGCGCCGCGGAAAAGCGCAUUCGAUAGCCCUAUUAACGCCCUUUCUGAGUAAUUAUCUCAAAUUUGACCUAACGUCAACGGUUUUGCCUGCAGGGGGCAAAAACUGCAAAAAUAGCCGAUUUUUUCGGAAACAGUUUUUCUGCAAUAACUUUUGACCCAAGCCUUGUACGAGCUUACUUUUACCGGCAUCGUGUUCCUCUCGUCAAGACGCAUCGAAUGAACUAUAACUUGACCUUGAAAGGUCAACUUGAAAAUUUGUCCUCAGGUCAAGGUCAUGACCUGACCGGAAAGGGUCAUGUUGCAUAUCAGUCGAUCCGUAUCGUCGAGCUGAACACAUCUAAGGCGUUUUCAUCGCUCUAACAUGCCUCUAUCAAAAGUUAUUUGCGAAAAACUGUCAGAUACCAUUCGUGACCCAAGAUGACCUCAGGGCAUAAACAAGGGUCACGGACACCAUUUUCAUGUUCUGUGUGUCUAAACCACUUGUAAUUCGGUGUUUGGGAGUGUUUAUAAUGUCUUUCGUCCAAAAGAGGCGCAUUUGAAUUUUCUCCCAUUGACUUAUAAUGGGGAGGUCGCAAAAUUGACCUGACCUUAGGUCAUCGAUAUCAAAAUUCUGAGAUAUACAUUUUGUACAUGCUAUUGCUCUUAGCAAUCACUGAAAGUUUCAAAGCGAUCGGUCACUCGGUGUAGCUAUGACAGACAUUGAAACUUUUUCUGAGGUGAGGUCACUUCAAGCGACCUGGUGACCUGACCUUGAAUGACCUUGGUCUGAAAUUUUCACAACAUGUGUAGAAUUGAUGUAUGAUAAGGUGUACCAAAAACGGCGGCGAUAUUCGCGAAAAACCACAAGGGGGGGGUGUUCAAACACCCCCCUUAGCAGGGCGCGGGUUAAGGAUGGAGAAGGACGACAGAAGAGAAGAGGCACCUCUUCGAAGAGGUGCCGCCACCUCCUUUAGGAUGGAGGACGACGAAGGGCACCUCCUCGAAAUUGAGCACCUCUUCUUUUAGUAUUUUACACGUGCAGUGGGGGUCACUCACAUAGAUCAAGAGUAUCCGACCUUUGGUAGAAGGGAUGCAGCUACCCUACAAAAAUUACCGCAAGACAAUCGUCCAAGUUGCUGCUGAGAUAUGAGCCUGUCAAAAUCACUACUUUUGCAAAACAGCUUGAACACCCUUGACUUUUCACGUGGCAACUGGCACGUGCCACGACGGUCACUGAGAUGUGUCAAGAGUAGUCAAUUACGGGGUAGAAGGGAUGGGGCUACCCAGCAAAAAAGACCGCAGGCCAAUCGGUCCAGCGGUUGCUGAGAUAUAAGCCUCUCAAAAGCGUUACAGGCCGGGCCGGGCCGGGCCGGGCCGCUCAUACUGGGAUUUUUCCGUUACGAGUAUAUUGGAAAGACUUCGCUUCGCUCGCUGCGCUCGCUCGCUCGUAAUGACAGCUAAAAUGACAACAAUAUAAGCAGUAGGCACCUACGCAAUCGCCUUUCUAUCUAACGCGUCUAAUACGACACAUGGCUGACGUUUUGGACUCCCGAAUGCUAAAAGGAAGCGGGUUCCAAGCGGCCCAAAAAUAUAACUAAACCACAUUUCACAUAUGCGAUCGCACAUUGCUACUCCUGCUUUUGUGUCAAUAAACUCAUCAACGAGAAUGCUGUCGACUAGUCACAAGUGUACAACUCUACACAAUACGCUCGCCUAUGUCACAGGACGCAUGUGGCAUCAUUUCGCGUUAAUUAUCCGGGAAACUCAGGUGUCUCUGAUCGGUGGUUGCUGUCAAUAUCGUCGCGUUCCUAUCUGUAGGUGUGCUCGAAUGUAAAUAUGUCAAUUUCCUAUUACUAUCCAUCGGAAUGUUUUGUAUGCAUUAACCUAUCUUACCUGUAUUGUGAUUUGAUGCUAUGACUUUUUACAUUUCAUUGAGCAGUGGAAAGGUGUGCGUGUUUGUUAGCGGCGACACAGUUAUGUGGUGUGGGGUUACUACUCCGUUCAGCAACAUGCCUUAACAGGUAGGAUUAAGUUUGUGGCUGAAAAUGGUGGCAAUGCUUCAAAAGUCGAUGUCUUGGUUAGUUUCCUGCAGCGUGUGUCUUGUUUUUGCUGUUGUCGCUUGAGACGAAUAAUCGCAAGUGCAUACCUACUUGAUUCUUGUCUUCCGUUAGGAUUGAGCACUGGCGUUUUCGACGAGAUGGCUUAUUUCUCGACUUGUCUACCAUUGUUGCUCAUUGCUUAAUUCAUUUUCUUACAUGGAAUAAAUAUUUUAACCCUCGCCUG
Messenger RNA from Amphibalanus amphitrite, 3810 nucleotides. RefSeq lists its product as uncharacterized. The coding region runs from base 1 to 906 and encodes 301 amino acids. The transcript has 2 exons. Lineage: Eukaryota; Metazoa; Arthropoda; Thecostraca; Balanomorpha; Balanidae. The record is from RefSeq and is a predicted model, not a curated record.